Molecule: messenger RNA, 819 nt
Organism: Salarias fasciatus (jewelled blenny)
Lineage: Eukaryota; Metazoa; Chordata; Actinopteri; Blenniiformes; Blenniidae
Gene: lsm2
Product: smx5
Exons: 5
Coding region: 91-378 (95 amino acids)
Biological process (GO): mRNA splicing, via spliceosome
Cellular component (GO): P-body; U6 snRNP; U4/U6 x U5 tri-snRNP complex
Molecular function (GO): RNA binding
Source: RefSeq, a predicted model, not a curated record
CACACAAAGCCGUGUGGACGCACAGGUGUGACGCGUAAGCCGUUACGUCAUCGACAGGCGACGCAUUACCGCCAGAAGGCAACAGCAAAAAUGCUUUUCUACUCCUUCUUCAAGUCUCUGGUGGGCAAAGACGUGGUGGUGGAGCUCAAAAACGACCUGAGCAUUUGUGGAACGCUUCAUUCAGUUGACCAGUACCUGAACAUAAAACUGACAGACAUCAGUGUCACAGACCCAGAGAAAUACCCACACAUGCUCUCAGUGAAAAACUGCUUCAUCCGCGGAUCGGUGGUCCGAUACGUUCAACUACCUGCAGAUGAGGUGGACACUCAGCUGCUGCAGGAUGCUGCACGGAAGGAAGCCAUCCAGAUUAAGCAGUGACACAAUGGGGUUUGAGAUCAGGGGAACUAGAUAUGGUUCGGUGGGAUGGUGGGUGUUUUUUUGUUGUAACAGUUAAUAAGGCCAUACUUUAAAUUUUGAAAUUAUUUCGUUUAUAUCCAACAUGUGUGAAUCAGUUUGUGCACCUCUAUGCCCACAGCAGUAUUGAUCACAAGAUCUAGUUAUCAUUGAGAAUUUGAUUCCAAACUUGAUGAAUCCUGAUUGUUUCAGAGCAGUAGAAUAGGUCUAAAAGUCUUCAUGGGACCUUGACUUUCUUUCUUUCUUUUUUUUCUUUUUUUUAAUUGUUGUCAAUGAAAUUUAAAUCAAGCUGAUAGAAGAGUUGAAGAUCUGCUGUAGUGUUUGUUUUGUUAGGAGGCCAUGUUUUAUCUUGCUUAACAGUGACUUGUUUAUGCCACUUGAAAUAAAAGGUGUUUCUGAAAAGUG